This is a messenger RNA of Mesocricetus auratus (golden hamster), 1701 nucleotides long. It is a transcript of the gene Trim13, whose product is annotated as tripartite motif containing 13. The transcript is spliced from 3 exons. The coding region runs from base 308 to 1531 and encodes 407 amino acids. Gene Ontology annotation, molecular function: zinc ion binding. The record is from RefSeq and is a predicted model, not a curated record. Gene Ontology annotation, biological process: innate immune response; positive regulation of canonical NF-kappaB signal transduction; positive regulation of macroautophagy. NCBI's taxonomy places the organism in Eukaryota, Metazoa, Chordata, Mammalia, Rodentia, Cricetidae.
GUCCUUUUUGCAGCCUCGCUGCCGGGCCGCAGCCGGCAGAAGUGAGCGGCGCUCGCAGCGGCGGACACCUGCGUGGGCGGAGGCAGGCAGCCCGCUUGGCGGCAGUGGCCCGGUGUGGCCGCCAGGAAGGUCCGCGCGCCGCUGGGGAGGCGCCCUGACUAGGAAGCCAAGGCACCGCGAGCUGGCUUUUUUUUUUGGAGCAUUCUCUAGUUUUACAGUCAAGACGUGGGCGAUAAACAAAAAUCGGCUUUCCCAGAGAAAUAGUGACGUUGCCGAAAGCACCUGCUUGCCCCGGACAGAGGAUGUGAUGGAGCUGCUUGAGGAAGACCUCACAUGUCCAAUUUGCUGCAGUUUGUUUGAUGAUCCCCGAGUUUUGCCCUGCUCACACAACUUCUGCAAAAAAUGUUUAGAAGGGCUCUUAGAGGGGAAUGUGCGGAAUUCAUUGUGGAGACCUUCUCCAUUCAAAUGUCCUACUUGCCGUAAGGAAACUUCAGCAACUGGAGUCAAUAGUCUACAAGUUAAUUACUCCCUAAAGGGUAUUGUGGAGAAAUAUAACAAAAUCAAAGUUUCUCCCAAAAUGCCAGUGUGCAAAGGACAUUUGGGACAGCCUCUCAACAUUUUCUGUGUAACUGAUAUGCAGCUUAUUUGUGGGAUCUGUGCUACUUGUGGCGAUCACAAUAAGCAUGUUUUCUCUUCUAUUGAAGAUGCCUAUGCUCAGGAAAGGGAUGCCUUUGAGUCUCUCUUUCAGAGUUUUGAGACUUGGCGCCGGGGAGAUGCUCUUUCCCACUUGGACACUUUGGAAACAAACAAAAGGAAAUCCCUACAGUUACUCACUAAAGAUUCAGAUAAAGUAAAGGAGUUUUUUGAGAAAUUACAACACACAUUAGAUCAAAAGAAGAAUGAAAUCCUGUCUGACUUUGAGACUAUGAAGCUUGCAGUUAUGCAAGCCUAUGACCCAGAGAUCAACAAACUCAACACUAUUUUACAGGAGCAGCGGAUGGCCUUUAACAUUGCUGAGGCUUUUAAAGAUGUGUCAGAACCUAUUAUAUUUUUGCAACAGAUGCAAGAGUUCAGGGAGAAAAUCAAAGUAAUCAAGGAAACUCCUUUGCCACCCUCUAACUUGCCCACAAGCCCUUUAAUGAAGAACUUUGAUACCAGUCAGUGGGAAGGAAUUAAACUAGUCGAUGUGGAUAAACUUUCUUUGCCUCAAGACACAGGCAUGUUCAUUAGCAAGAUUCCCUGGCGCUCCUACCAGUUUUUCAUGGUGGUAGUUCUGCUGGGUCUCCUCAUAUUCUUUGGUCCUACCAUAUUCCUGGAGUGGUCUCCAUUUGAUGAAUUGGCAGCUUGGAAAGACUAUCUUUCAAGUGUCAGUUCUUACCUGCCUAAAUCAGCUGAUUUUGUAGAACAGUCUGUUUUUUUCUGGGAACAGAUCACAGAUGGGUUUUUCAUUUUUAGUGAAAAAGUCAAAAAUUUUAGUUUGGUGGCACUGAACACUGUGGCAGAAUUUGUGUGCAAAUAUAAACUGCUAUAAAAUCUUUGAACGACACAGUUGUUUCUUGAUGGAAUUGUUAGAGAACACAGCAAUGAUUCAGAUCUGGUCAAGAUUCCAAUCCAGUGUGUUUCUUUUAAAAGUAUGCCUUUAAUGUCUUUUAUAUGUUCCCCAAAUAUCAGCAUAAAGAUAAAAGUGUUUAGUAGUUUCAA